Arvicola amphibius (Eurasian water vole) is the source of this 677-nucleotide messenger RNA. It is a transcript of the gene Tmem212, whose product is annotated as transmembrane protein 212. The transcript is spliced from 4 exons. The coding region runs from base 1 to 588 and encodes 195 amino acids. The record is from RefSeq and is a predicted model, not a curated record. NCBI's taxonomy places the organism in Eukaryota, Metazoa, Chordata, Mammalia, Rodentia, Cricetidae.
AUGAAGGGCCCUUACCAGGCUGCUGGCAGGACCCUACUUACUCUAGGGAGCCUCAGCAUCCUCUCUGGAGUGCUUGCCUUCUUCCCCGUCUUCUCUUGCAAGCUUCAGUAUGCAGGAUGGAGCGUUUGGAUCGCCUGUCCCAUCUGGAACGGGGCUUUGGCCAUCACCACUGGGGCACUUGUAUUGCUUGCUCACCGAGACUGGAGCCGGAGACACUUGUGGGAAGCUGGCUUCACCUUUGCAGUUCUGAGCGUUAUGGGAUGUCCACUUCAUUUUGCAAUAGCCUUGGAAUCUGCUCUCCUUGGUCCAUAUUGCUUCUACUCCUUUUCAGGGGUUGCAGGGACCAACUACCUUGGUUACGCAGUUACUUUUCCUUUCCCAUACACGGCGUUCCCAUCAGUCUGCGUGGACCCGCUCCACUAUGAAGCGUAUCACCUGACGCUUCAAGUCCUGGACGUGUGUCUGAGCUUCGUCCUAUUCUGUGUGUCCCUGGCCGUGUUCGUCAAGCUUUCCACACGGCUGGUGCAGAACGAACACGGAAAUGUAAACAGUUCCAAGUCUCUCAGCACCGAGCAAAAGUCAUUGUGAGGACUGAAGAGAAAGCCGAGGCCAGCAAGCCCAGCCAGAGAGUCCCGGAAUACGCCAGACUUAAGUUGUUUACAUAGGCCAUACAAACA